This is a messenger RNA of Centropristis striata (black sea bass), 8569 nucleotides long. RefSeq names its product procollagen, type V, alpha 1 (gene col5a1). Bases 254 to 6394 code for a protein of 2046 amino acids. NCBI's taxonomy places the organism in Eukaryota, Metazoa, Chordata, Actinopteri, Perciformes, Serranidae. The record is from RefSeq and is a predicted model, not a curated record. The transcript has 66 exons. Gene Ontology annotation, molecular function: extracellular matrix structural constituent.
GUUCAGAAAAGCAGAGAGGAGAGGAGCAGUGCGGGAGAGACGGGUGUCCAUCCGUCAACUAGCUGGAGGAACGCACACUAACAAACCCUUAUGGCUGCUUGAGAAAUAACGAUACACCCCCCCUCCCCCUUUUUUCUCUUUCUCUGGGACUUUUUGCUUUUAGUUUUUGUCCUGAACAGAAGUUGUUGCAAGUCUAAUUAGUUGCUCCAAGUUGAAAAAGUGAAUCCACUUGCCGUGGACGUAUCUGGCGGUCAUGGAUACCCAUAUAAGAUGGAAAGUUAAACGGAGGAUAAGGGACGCCCAAAUCACUUUAGCGGUGAUUUUGCUUUUUGUCACAACGCAAGCAAGUUCAGCGGAACCAGCAGACCUCUUGAAGAUUUUAGAUUUUCACAGUUUACCUGAGGGUGUUACAAAAACAACGGGUUUCUGCUCACAUCGGAGGUCAACACAAGGACCCGAUGUGGCUUACAGAGUAUCCAAAGACGCCCAACUCAGUGCCCCCACCAUACAGCUGUAUCCAGGUGAUGUGUUCCCGGAGGACUUUUCCAUCUUGGCCACAGUGAAGCCUAAGAGGGGCAGCCAGUCCUUCCUGUUGUCUGUGUACAAUGAACAGGGCAUCCAGCAGCUCGGACUAGAAGUGGGCCGCUCCCCAGUGUUCCUGUACGAGGACCACACAGGCAAACCCAGCCCCGAGGACUACCCCCUCUUCAGAGGAGUCAACCUAGCUGACGGAAAGUGGCAUCGAGUGGCCAUCAGUGUGCACAAGCAGACCAUCACCCUCAUUCUGGACUGUAAAAAGAAGAGCACCCAGAAGCUGCUCCGAAGCGCCAGCCCCAUCAUCGAUACCAAGGGAAUUGUAGUUUUUGGAACUAGAAUACUUGAUGAAGAAGUCUUUGAGGGAGACAUCCAGCAGCUAAUGAUUGUAGCAGACCAUCGUGCUGCCUAUGACUACUGUGAGCACUACAGCCCCGAUUGUGAAGUGGCAGUGCCCGACCAGCCUCAGAACCAGGACCCCAACACAGAUGAAUAUAACACAGAUGACAGCUACUAUUACGAAUACCCUUACUAUGAGGAUGCGGACGGCAAGGCUUUUGAGUCAACAGAUGACGCUGACGCAACCGAGAAAGAAGUGAAGGUUACAGGUGUAGACAGCUUGGUGACCUCAGUGAAGGAAGUUUUGGGCGGUGGUGCAAGUGUCCAAGGCGGCAAAGUCACCAUCUCCACUAGUUCAUCCUCUGGCUCAUCCUCUGGCUCAUCUACUGGCUCAUCUUCUGGCUCAUCUACUGGCUCAUCUUCUGGCUCAUCUACUGGCUCAUCCGCCGGCUCAUCCUCCAGCUCAUCCAGCAGCUCUUCAUCAAGCUCUUCAAGUACUGGCACCGGAGGAGGAGACGCCUACGGAGAGGAGACGAGUCCCUACGACAGCUACGACGGCUACGGCAACUACGAGACCUACUACGACGAGUCCACGGCAUCACCCGAUGGAGACAUCACUCGACGUGUCACUAUCACCAGCACCGGCACCGGGAGCGACCUGGAGCUGGCAGCAGGGGGAAAGAUUGACUUGGGUACAGGGACUGGAAUUGAAAGGCGGGUCAUCACCACCGGAGGAGGAGGAUCUACUAUUACCAUGACCAGCAAUAAGACAACAGUUGGCACUGCCUACGAUGACUACAGCGACGGAUAUGAUUACAACGUGGAUGGCCAUUACACCACUGGUGGAGGUGGCGGCAGCAGUAGUACGGUUCACAUUGGUGGUGGAGGCAGCAGCAGCAGCACUGUGCACAUCAGUGGUGGAGGUGGCAGUGGAGGUGCCGGUGCCGGUGGCGGCAGCAGCAGCACAGUCGAUCUUGGCGGUGGAGGCAGCAGCAGCACAGUUCAUGUCAGUGGCGGCGGGGGCGGCAGCAGCAGCAGCAGCAGCACAGUCCACAUCGGGGGCGGAGGCAGCAGCAGUUCUACCAUCACCGUCGGAGGUGGAGGUGGAUCUGCCAGCGCCGGCACCGGAGGAGGGGGAUCCGUCGCCACUGGAACGGGCGCGGGACUCGAUGGUGACUACACCGAUCUGGAGGAUGGAUUCAAAGAGGAACACCUCAGCAACUACGAUGAUUUAGGAGCAUAUGACAACUAUGAUGACCUUUCGGAGUACAGUGACAAAGAGAGCCAAGUGCUGCCUGCUCAGACUGACGAGUAUUAUGGACAGGUCGACGGAGCCCGUGGCGAGAAGGGACAGAAGGGAGAGCCUGCUGUUAUUGAGCCUGGAAUGUUGGUGGAGGGUCCGCCUGGGCCUGAAGGGCCAACAGGCCUCCCCGGACCCCCAGGUUCUUCAGGUCCACCAGGCAGUGCUGGAGAUUCUGGAGAGAGGGGUCCUCCGGGUCGUCCUGGUCUUCCUGGUGCUGAUGGUCUGCCAGGACCCCCUGGAACUGUCCUGAUGCUGCCUUUCAGAUUCAGCUCUGGAGGUGACUCUGGACAGAAGGGACCUGCAGUAUCAGCACAGGAGGCCCAGAUGCAGGCCAUCAUGCAGCAGGCUAGGCUGGCUAUGCGCGGCCCCACCGGUCCAAUGGGUUUGACUGGCAGAUCCGGCCCACUGGGGCCUCCUGGUGUCCCAGGACUGAAGGGAGAGUCUGGAGAAGCAGGUCCUCAGGGACCACGUGGACCUUUGGGAUCCCCUGGACCCACUGGAAAACCUGGCAGAAGGGGUCGUUCUGGAGCUGACGGUGCCAGGGGCAUGCCGGGACAGUCUGGACCCAAGGGAGACAGAGGGUUUGAUGGUCUGGCCGGACUUCCUGGUGAAAAAGGACACAGAGGUGAAUCUGGCCCCUCUGGACCUCCUGGAGCUACUGGAGAGGAUGGAGAAAGGGGAGAUGAUGGAGAGAUCGGACCCAGGGGACUUCCUGGUGAACCAGGGCCCCGUGGUUUGCUGGGACCAAAAGGACCUCAGGGACCUCCUGGACCCCCUGGUGUUACUGGAAUGGAUGGCCACUCUGGACCCAAAGGAAACAUUGGACCUCAAGGAGAGCCAGGACCUCCCGGACAGCAAGGCAACCCAGGGGCCCAGGGACUUGCAGGGCCCCAAGGAGCAAUCGGACCUCCAGGAGAGAAGGGUCCUACUGGAAAGCCAGGUUUGCCAGGAAUGCCAGGAGCUGAUGGUCCACCGGGUCACCCUGGAAAGGAGGGACCUAAUGGAGAGAAAGGACACUCCGGCCCUGCUGGCCCUCAAGGACCCAUUGGUUAUCCUGGACCCCGAGGCGUGAAGGGAGCCGACGGCGUACGCGGUCUUAAAGGACAUAAGGGUGAAAAGGGAGAAGACGGCUUCCCCGGCUUCAAGGGAGAUAUGGGUAUCAAGGGCGACAGGGGAGAGUUAGGACCAGCUGGACCCAGAGGAGAAGAUGGUCCCGAGGGACCAAAGGGUCGCUCAGGUCUCCCAGGUGAUGCUGGUCCUCUUGGCUCGAGUGGUGAGAAGGGUAAACUUGGAGUUCCCGGAUUGCCAGGUUACCCAGGAAGACAAGGACCAAAGGGAUCUCAAGGUUUCCAAGGUUUCCCUGGCGCCAAUGGGGAGAAAGGAGCUCGGGGAACAGCAGGAAAGCCUGGCCCACGCGGACAGAGAGGACCAACGGGACCCAGAGGAGAGAGAGGACCGAGGGGACCAACAGGAAAAGCUGGACCAAAGGGUAACUCAGGAAAUGACGGACCACCAGGACCUCCCGGUGAAAGGGGUCUGCCAGGGCCUCAGGGACCAACAGGUUUCCCAGGACCAAAGGGCCCUCCUGGACCUGCAGGAAAAGACGGACUGCCCGGACAUCCUGGACAGAGAGGAGAGACUGGAUUCCAAGGCAAGACCGGCCCUCCUGGCCCCCCAGGCGUGGUUGGACCUCAGGGACCAACAGGUGAGACUGGACCAAUGGGAGAUCGUGGUCAUCCAGGACCCCCAGGCCCACCUGGUGAGCAGGGUCUACCUGGAGCGGCAGGGAAAGAAGGAGCCAAGGGUGACCCCGGUCCUGCUGGCCCAGCAGGUAAAGAUGGCCCUCCUGGACCAAGAGGUUUCCCCGGAGAGAGAGGUCUGCCCGGCCCUGUGGGUGCUCACGGUCUGAAAGGGAAUGAAGGACCUCACGGCCCACCAGGCCCUGCUGGUUCUCCUGGUGAGCGUGGCCCUGCUGGCCCAGCCGGUCCUACAGGUCUUCCUGGACGACCUGGCCCUCAGGGACCUCCAGGCCCUGCCGGAGAGAAAGGUGGACCGGGAGAGAAAGGACCUCAAGGCCCAGCUGGAAGAGACGGUAUUCAGGGACCCGUGGGUCUGCCAGGACCUGGAGGACCUCCUGGACCACCUGGAGAGGACGGAGACAAGGGAGAGCUUGGAGAGCCAGGCCAGAAAGGAGGCAAGGGUGACAAAGGAGAGCAUGGUCCACCUGGCCCCACCGGCCCUCAAGGACCCGUCGGAGCACCUGGUCCUGCUGGUGCAGAUGGUGAGCCUGGUCCCAGAGGUCAGCAGGGUCUGUUCGGCCAGAAGGGAGAUGAAGGAUCAAGAGGAUUCCCCGGACCUCCGGGUCCAGUUGGGCUGCAGGGCUUGCCUGGUCCACCUGGUGAGAAAGGUGAAACUGGAGACGUCGGUCAGAUGGGUCCACCCGGCCCCCCUGGUCCCAGAGGCCCCUCAGGACCCCCUGGAGCCGAUGGCCCUCAGGGACCUCCUGGUGGUAUUGGAAAUCCUGGUAAUGUUGGAGAAAAGGGAGAUGCUGGUGAAACAGGAGAGCCCGGUCUUCAGGGAGAAGUUGGCCCUCCAGGUCCAAGAGGAGAGCGAGGAGAAAAGGGAGAGGGCGGUCCGGCUGGUACUGCUGGACCUCCUGGCCCUAAAGGUCCCCCUGGAGAUGAUGGUCCCAAAGGCAGCCCUGGUCCCAGUGGUUUCCCCGGUGACCCAGGCCCCCCUGGAGAGCCCGGUCCAGCUGGGUUAGAUGGUCCCUCUGGUGACAAGGGAGAUGAUGGAGAGGCCGGUCAAGCUGGUUCUCCUGGACCCACUGGAGAGUCUGGUCCCUCUGGACCACCAGGAAAGAGAGGCCCCCCUGGAGCAGCAGGACCUGAGGGAAGACAAGGAGAGAAAGGAGCCAAGGGAGAAUCUGGUUUGGAAGGUCCCCAAGGAAAGACAGGCCCUGUUGGUCCUCAAGGAUCACCUGGCAAGCCCGGUUCUGAAGGCCUCAGGGGUAUCCCUGGCCCAGUUGGAGAGCAAGGUCUACCUGGUUCUCCAGGCCCAGAUGGACCUCCCGGACCUAUGGGUCCUCCUGGUUUACCCGGUUUGAAAGGAGAUUCUGGUGUCAAAGGAGAAAAGGGCCAUCCGGGUCUUAUUGGUCUGAUCGGACCCCCGGGUGAACAGGGAGAGAAGGGAGACAGAGGCCUUCCUGGUCCACCAGGAUCACAUGGUUCCAAAGGAGACAAUGGUAUUGCUGGUCCUUCCGGUCCACUUGGCCCCAUCGGCCCUCCUGGAUUACCUGGUCCUCCUGGUCCCAAAGGAGCUAAAGGGUCAUCGGGUCAAACUGGACCAAAAGGAGAGACUGGUACAACUGGACCUCCUGGCCCUCCUGGUCCUCCUGGCGAUGUCAUCCACCCACUCCCCAUCCAGUCCUCUAUGAAGGGCAGAACCCGCAGGAGCAUCGAUGCCAGCCAAAUGAUGGACGAAGCAAACGUGGACGCCAACUACAAGGACUACGACGACGGCAUGGAGGAAAUCUUUGGCUCGCUCAACUCCCUUAAGCUGGAGAUCGAGCAGAUGAAGCACCCGCUGGGCACACAGACCAACCCCGCUCGUACCUGCAAAGACCUGCAGCUCUGCCAUCCUGAUUUCCCCGAUGGUGAGUACUGGAUUGAUCCAAACCAGGGCUGCUCGCGGGACUCCUUCAAGGUUUACUGCAACUUCACAGCAGGUGGAGAGAGCUGCAUCUUCCCAGAUAAGAAGUCUGAAGGGAGCAAAAUGGCAAAAUGGCCCAAAGACUCGCCAGGCUCAUGGUAUAGUCACUACAAGAGAGGUUCCCUGCUCUCCUACGUGGACGCGGAGGGCAACCCCAUCAGCGUGGUGCAGAUGACUUUCAUGCGGCUGCUGAGCGCGGCGGCCCGACAGAACAUGACAUACAACUGCUACCAGUCGGUGGCCUGGCACGACCAGGACCAGGACAACUACGACAAGGCCAUCCGUUUCCUGGGCUCCAACGAUGAGGAGAUGUCUUAUGAUAACAACCCCUACAUCCGCUCUGUGGUCGACGGCUGCGCGCUGAAAAAGGGUUAUGAAAAGACAGUACUUGAGAUCAACACACCAAAGGUGGAACAGGUGCCAUUUGUGGACAUCAUGUUCAACGAUUUUGGCGGCUCCACGCAGAAGUUCGGAUUUGAAGUGGGCCCUGUCUGUUUCAUCGGCUAAGACUGUUUACUGAACAAAUGGAGAAAAAAAAAGCAUAUAUUUGUUUUCUCAGAAAAGAAAAAAAACAAUUGAAAAAGAAUAGGAGAAUUCUAUUUGUAAAAAAGUAACUUUUUUUCCAUAAAGCAACAAGUAUGAGUAAAAUGAAAAUCAAGUUGAGAAUACAGUGAAAUUCUAUAGGAAUAGAGGAAAACGAAAUAACCUCAGUGUGCCUUCUCCAUCACAUGCAAGUUUUGAAACUGGAUGUCAGAUCCUGCCUCCUACACAAAACACACACACAAACACACGACCCAUGCCCCCAUGUCACCAACGAAGGCGACCCUGAGAGCUGCAGCCGUUCCAGACGGUCGCAGUAUUUGCCACGGACUCCAUCUGAUUUGGCUCUUUUCUUUUCUCAUGUUUUCCCUCAUCUCCCUGGCUUUUUUUUCCACUAGUCUUUUGUUUUUGUUUUUUUGCUCAUUCACUAAGGGAGCUUUGUUUGUGCAUAAUUCUCUCCCCAUUCCCUUGGAAUGGACCUUAUAUAUAUAAAUAUAUAUAAAUAAUUUUUAUGUUUGUAAGUACAUUCUGUAUAUUUUUCCUGGUAAUGUUUAUUGCUUCUGGCUUCAAAACAUGCAUGUGACUUUAUAAAUUGUGAGGUAGGAGACGAUGGAUACAGGGAUAACAUCUAAAUUGUAGAAAUAUAUCGUGAAGUGAGGAAAUUCGACUUGUAAAUUGACAAAAACAAGCAAAAACAAAUUGGGAAGUCCUGUCUUGUUGCAGUUGUGGAGCACACCUUGUUGUAAUUUAAGAGCAGAAUGGAAAUAAAAGACGAAAACAAGCUCUGUGAUAUUAUGUGACAGUUUGAUUUGCGUAAAAAAAAAAAAAAUACAUUCCUCCUUUUGUGCCCUCUGAACAGAACACCAUAAUAUCAUUAACUUAAUAAACAGCUUCUAUUUUUCCUGAAAUACACAUCUGUCUGACUAUGCAAUGGGAGAUGAUGUCACAUUUUAAUGAAAACACAAAGAAAUCAAAACCUAGGUGCUAUUUUCUCUCUUCUGUGGUGCUAUGUAUUUUUCUAGUUUGUGUUGUUUGAAUGAAAGGAAAUUUGUGGUGAUAAUAUUCCGUCACCAGCCGCCCCCUUGACUCUCUUAAACCACCACGUCCGACGCAGGUGGAUCUUUGCUUCAUCCAUUUUUUUAUUUUAAUUAUUCAGCCAGCGGUGGUGUUUGCAUGCCAUUUCUCUACAUAUCCACCCGCACAUCAGUGCAGCAUGGCGCCGUAUGUUAUCUCCUGCUUGAGCGGAACAGCACAGAUAUAAAAACUUGUACAAAUGUUGGAUUAACGGGAGGAAAACGAAGGCUUUGCAUAUCAUUGCUCUUAAGACGCUGCAUUAAUGGCUCUUGCUGUUGGAUCAUCUGUGCCACAUCAAACUGAUGGGAGUUAAGAAAUGUUGUGAUUGGGCCAAAGCGUCCAAAAGGGAAAGUUUUUGUUUGGUGUUUUUAAUAAUAAAAACCCUUCCACCAAAGGUUAUCAGGUAUAUAUUUAGCUUUAAGGGCCAUUGUGGCUUGAAAUCCAUUUGUUUUUGUACGGGAAACAACUUUAAAAGUUCUUUUUUCUUGUAGAAGCAGGUCGCCAUAUUAGCCAGGUGAAAGUUUUUGCUCAUGCAGCGUCAAAAAUCGCUUGUUGGUCUCCUAUUUUUUGCCCUUAUUGUAAUUAUGCUCUUUGUUCGAACUAUGCACUCUCUAUGCUUAUGACCACUAGUAUCUACCACAGAAUUUUUACAGCCCUUCAUACAUACGUUUGUUUUAUUUCCUUUUUUUUUUUUUUAAUCUAUCAAAUAUGUGACUUGAACCAUUUCUGUUAAGAUAACGCAAUAUGCUUGUAGAUCCUUGGCUUUAUUUUAUCAUUGUGGCGCCCAAAUUUAACACUUUCCUCUCAAUAAAGAAAAAGGAGAAACAAAUUUUUGUAAAUUUCCAGAACCAGCAGUGAUGCUGCCAUUGUUUUGUUUUGUUUUUUGUUUUAUUUUGUAGAUUUUCCGUUUGUCUGUCUGUUUGUUUGUUUUCACAGUCUUGUCAAACCUGUGUAAGGAUAAGAGGAUAGAAGUUAUAUUGGUUUUUAUGUCAAUAAAUUCAAGUUUACUGUGGCCAUCCCACUCUUGUAUGUCUUUUGAAGCAUUAAAACCUAUCUGUAUGCAUGAAA